Messenger RNA from Cicer arietinum (chickpea), 2258 nucleotides. RefSeq lists its product as uncharacterized. Gene Ontology annotation, biological process: SRP-dependent cotranslational protein targeting to membrane. Gene Ontology annotation, molecular function: 7S RNA binding; signal recognition particle binding; endoplasmic reticulum signal sequence receptor activity. NCBI's taxonomy places the organism in Eukaryota, Viridiplantae, Streptophyta, Magnoliopsida, Fabales, Fabaceae. Gene Ontology annotation, cellular component: signal recognition particle, endoplasmic reticulum targeting. The record is from RefSeq and is a predicted model, not a curated record.
AACAUAUUUGUUUUUUACAAAACACAUUUUAACAAUUAAAACCCUUAAUUCAGCAAAACUCAGCUUUACCCUUCAUAUCAGAAACGAGUCGCAGUGAGCUCAAUUGGCCGUGAAAACCAAAACCUUGCCGGAAAACGUUUCGGACUUGCUCGCCGGCCGCCACAAACAACUUGAUGGGAAAAGAGAACCAAUUAUCAGCUAUGGAAGUCGAUGAUCCAAAAUCAACGAAUUCCGAUCAGAUACUUCCCAAAUUCUCUAUAAACGUAUUGCAGCUCUUAAAAUCCGCACAAAUGCAGCAUGGUUUGCGCCACGGAGAUUACACCCGCUAUCGGAGGUAUUGCUCAGCUCGAUUGAGGAGGUUGUAUAAAUCUUUGAAGUUUACCCAUGGUCGUGGCAAAUAUGCAAAAAGAACCUUAACCGAGUCUAAUGUCACUGAAGUAAGGUUUCUUCACGUGAUUCUCUAUUCGGCAGAGAGAGCUUGGAGUCAUGCCAUGGAGAAAAGGCAGCUUCCGAAUGGACCAAAUGCUUCUCAGCGUAUCUAUCUGAUUGGUAGGUUGCGGAAGGCAGUAAAAUGGGCUACUUUGUUUUCACAAUUGUGUGCAGUCAAGGCAGAUUCUAGAACAUCUUUGGAAGCUGAGGCUUAUGAAUCUUAUAUGAAGGGGAGUUUGUUGUUUGAGCAAGAUCAGAACUGGGAUGUGGCUUUAAUGCACUUCAAAAGUGCUAGGGCUGUAUACGAGGAAUUAGGGAAAUAUGGAGAUCUGGAUAACCAAGUUUUGUGUCGUGAGCGGGUUGAGGAACUAGAACCUAGUAUCAGAUACUGCCUACACAAAAUUGGCCAGUCAAAUCUACAAGCCUCUGAACUAUUAAACAUUGGCGAUAUGGAAGGACCUGCACUAGACCUUUUUAAAGCUAAACUAGAGGCUGCCAUGGCUGAGGCAAGAUCUCAACAAGCUGCUUCCAUGACAGAAUUUAAUUGGCUUGGCCAUAGAUUUCCAAUAUCAAAUGCCAAAACAAGGGUUGCCAUUUUGAAAGCCCAGGAGCUGGAGAAAGAUAUACAUGGUCCGUUGGCAGAAAAUAUUUCAGCAGACAAAAGACUGGUUAUUUUUGACAAAAUCUUUUCCGCAUACCAUGAAGCUAGAGGCUUUAUUCGGGCUGAUUUGGCCACUGCAGGAAGUGCAGAAAGUGUGAAAGAUGAUUUGAAUGGUCUUGAUAAAGCUGUCAGUGCUGUCUUAGGGGAAAGAACCAUUGAGCGCAACCUCUUGUUGGUCAAGGUUGCAAAAAGUAAACUUGCAAAGCGCAGUGAUGAUAAAAAUGAAAAAGUUACCAAACCUGAAGAGCUUGUUCGCCUAUAUGAUCUCUUACUACAGAAUACAUCUGAUCUAUCUGAUUUAGUCAGUUCUGGAAGGGACCAAAAAUCAGAAGAAGUUAGCUUUGCUGAAGAGUGUUCAUGCAAAACUUUGGCUUUUCGAGCAGAAAGGUGCUUUUAUGUUGCAAAGUCAUACAGUGUGGCUGGAAAGAGGGCCGAAGCAUAUGCUUUGUACUGUCGUGCUCGUAAUUUAGCUGAAGAUGCCUUAAGAAAGCUUCAAAUGUUAGAUGGCAAUAGUAAGACUAUGAUAAAAGAAUUAGAUGUCUUGUGCAAUGAAUGCCGUUCCAACAGUUGUAUAGAACAUGCAUUGGGGAUCAUGGAGGAGAAGAGGACUCAAGAGAAUAUCUCCGAAGGAAUCUCCAAUAUAUCAUUGACUGGAGCUGAGCGGUUGGAGAAGUUCCUAUUGGAGAAACUUGAUGUUUAUGAAUCUGCUGUGGGUGAUUCAAAUGUGAAAUCUGCACCCCGCAUUGCAACCUUCCCUCCAGCUUUCCAGGCAAUUUCUCGUAACCCUAUUGUGCUCGACCUGGCUUAUAACACCAUUGAAUUCCCAGACAUUGAAAAUAGGAUGAAGAAAGAUAAGAGAGCAAAGGGCGGCUUUAUAAGUAGAAUAUUUGGAUGAGUAUACUUGAUUAGGUGUUUGGUUCUUUAAAACGAAAAGUUCUUGAAAACUGAUCGGGUAGUUUACUUUGUUGAAUAUUAUGUUGAAUUUUGAGUUGAUAUAAAAAUUUUGAGUGGUCUAGAUAUUUGGAAAUUUGCAGUGGAGAUAUUGUUUUUGGUCACCGGUUUUUAUUUUGUUACAAUCACUGAAGUAGGAUGGGAUUUGCUCCCAAAAGAAGUUAACUGCAGUUAUAUUUACAAAAAAGUACUAUAUACUAUUUACAUUUUGUAUGUA